CCACAGGAUGAAGGAUUUUGUUCUGUGCGGAAGUAUUUUCGCUCCGCUUGCGUAGCGCAUUUACAGAUGAUCCCUGACUGGGACCGUUGGCGAGCGUUCACAAAAACCGGGCUUUGCGCUAAAUGCGCAGUAGUAGAUGUAUAGAUAAGUUAGUAAACAUUUUAAACCAGAGCAUGAACAAGAAAUCGUUGCUAAACUUCCAAACACCGUGGAUAUGCGCAUAGAUUGCGCAUAAAUACACAGCACGUGGAAAUUUCUUCCCUGCUGAGGCACAUUUGCACCCAGCAGUCACAUUAAUACUUCAGGAAACAGAAGCGUUCUUUUCCAGCAGAUGAACUUCCUCACUUUCUGUCAGUCGGCAGUCAGUGACAGCGGCCUGUAAAAGCACGUCGACAUGCCGUCGCUUAAAGACUCGCUUGAAUCCGGACUGGACUUCAUUGAAUUUCUGGGAGACAGGGUAUCCAGCAUCAGCAAAAAGGAACUUAAAGACAUCUAUAACUCCAAAUUCAGGGGCAGAGAAGGAAUAAAAGAUCCCAACUUUUCCAAUGUUUUCUUUGCGCUUGUGAAAUUCAACAAAGCCCAGAUAAGGCAGGGACAAGUCUACAUUAAUGCCAGACCUCAGGUUCGAGUGUACUGUGACCAAUGGAGGAGGCCCCGGGCCCCUCAGCCACAGAAUCUGGGCUCUGGCCCUCAGACGCCAGCUGGGACACCUGCUGGCUCCUCCACCCCUGUGGCACCUGUGCUGACCCCAAAGAAAAAACUUGCAUCAGAAAUCCUUCGCAAGUUGAAGGUGAACAGGAAAGAGCUCACGGCUGAUAAGGGCGGCAUCGAGAUCACAUCAGACCCCGUGGAGAGCGGUGGGAAGGUUCAGUUCGCUGUGGAUCGCCUGCGAGAGCCGUUCGUUGUCAGGUUCCACAUUGUCAAUAAAGGCACUGACUGCAUCCACUUGACGUACUACACUGCCCUGCACAGGAUCCGCUGUUUCACUCUAGAGGAUGAGAGGAGAGUGACCAGAGCAUCUCCGCUGUUCCUCUGUCCUGGAGAGAGCUAUGAAGUUAAGGUUAAGUACAUUCUGAACCACUAUGGAUAUUUCCCUGCCACAAUGUAUUUCGAGUUCUGCCCAGAUUUGCCUGGAUCGGUGCCCUUCUGCAUUGUCAGGGAGAUAGAAGCUGCAGCCCAGACUCCACUGGCUGUGGAGCUAGGGCCUGUGGCUCCUUAUAAACCAUUUCGGGUGGCUGCUUACAAGCCUGUUGACACCAUUAUAGUAGAUGGAGUACCACCUGACAGUUCUGUUGUGCCUUUGAAGAUGGCAGUGAAAUUAGGAGACUACAAGUAUCAUAAUGACCUGAAGGAUUUGGCUAAACGAAGGAUGGAAGACUCCGAGUACCUCUCUCCAACUGCCAAACAGAAACUUGCAUCAGUGAAGGGUCUCCUCAGUUGUCCCUUAAAGAUGAAGAACUACUCGCAUCGGUUUCACCUCCUGCUGCACCUUGAAGAGAUACAGAUGGAGGUUGACAUCCGAAAGUAUGAUCUCCACAAUCAAACCAUGACCGAAGACCAAGGCAACAAAAAACUCCUGAAACUCAGAGUUCCUGGUGUCGCUGAGAAUCGGCCAUCUGUGCUUCGAGGAGAUUGUCUGAGAGUAUCCAAAUCUGAGGACACCGUCCAGCCCAUUACUGUGUAUACCGGAUAUGUUCACAGAGUAGAACUGGACAGUGUGAAGCUGGGUUUCUCAAAAAAGUUGUUGCAGCUCUUUAUCAGCAAUAUGAAGUUUAAUGUGGAGUUUACUCUCAACCGGUACCCUUUGAAGCUACAACACAGGGCUGUGGACCUGGCAGUAAAACAUCAACUUGAGGAGGUGCUGUUUCCAUCGGGUGCAGCAGUGGCUAGUGUGCCCAUGCCCAAACUCAGGAUGUUUAAUCGACAGCUGGAAAACAACCCGGAGCAACAUGCUGCAGUCCAACGCAUUGUAGCUGGAUCAUCGAAACCGGCUCCUCAUCUUGUUUUUGGGCCUCCUGGAACUGGAAAGACAAUCACUGUGGUUGAAGCAAUCAAUCAGGUCAGCAAGGCAGAUCCAUCAGCACACAUCCUCGCCUGUGCACCUUCAAACAGUGCAUGCGACCUGCUCUGUGAAAGACUAAAAGUAAACAUGGAUUCUCAUCAGAUUUACCGCGUGUACGCCAACAGCCGAGACCCAAACAGCGUCCCCAAGAGUCUCCUGAAAUACUGUAACUGGGACAAGACCAAAGACAGCUUUGUGCCUCCACAGAAAGAGGUUACGAUGAAGUACAAAGUCGUAGUUACAACUAUGGUCACAGCUGGCAGGCUUGUGUCUGGAGGGAUCCCAGUUGGCCAUUUUUCGCAUGUGUUUGUGGAUGAGGGAGGCCAAGCUGUAGAGCCAGAGUGUGUCAUUGCUAUUGCAGGUCUGCUCGAUGCAGAGAAAGGUCAGCUGGUGCUGGCAGGAGAUCCUAAGCAGCUGGGACCAAUCCUUCGAUCUCCUUUUGCAAUAGAACAUGGACUCGGGCUUUCUCUACUGGAGAGGCUGAUGAGACAUAAUUCGUUAUAUCAGAAAAAUACAGACGGGCAUUUUGACACUCGCUUUGUCACCAAACUGCUGCGAAACUACAGGUCACACAGUGCCAUUCUGAAAAUCCCCAAUGAGUUGUUCUAUGAAAAUGAACUGCAGGUGUUUGCUGACCAAUGGGAGCGUGAGACCUAUUGCAACUGGGAAUACCUCCCGAAGAAGGGUUUUCCAGUGAUCUUUCAUGGAGUGAUGGGCAAAGAUGAGAGAGAGGCGAACAGUCCGUCUUUCUUCAACGUGUCUGAGAUUGAAGUCCUGAUCGACUACCUCACCAAACUGAUGGAAACGCAAGGAAAGAAGGGUCUCCCCAAACUGUCUGCAACAGACAUCGGAAUAAUCGCCCCCUACAGAAAACAAGUUGAGAAAAUCCAGAAGGCCCUGAGACUUGUCCCAGCACUGAGUCGCUGGAGUGAUCUCAAAGAGCUGAAGGUCGGCUCUGUGGAGGAGUUUCAGGGACAAGAGAGGAAGAUCAUUAUGGUCUCCACCGUCCGUAGCAGCAUCAACUAUGUCAAGAUGGACACAGACUUCAAUAUUGGAUUCCUGUCAAAUGAAAAAAGGUUCAACGUAGCCUUGACGAGAGCCAGGUCCCUGCUUAUAGUGGUGGGAAACCCUGUGAUCCUCAAGAAGGACCCAACAUGGGAGAAGUUCAUCAGCUACUGUGUGAAGGAGAAGGGCUACACUGGAUUUGACUUCAGCGACGCGGAAGGGGAAGAUGAUAUUGUGUCUAGACUGGCGACGCUGAAAAUCAGCAUGGAUUCUGAAUGUCCUGUUCCAGAGGAGAGUGCCAUUCAGCAGUUUGUGGACCCUGGGUGGAAAAAUGAGCAUUAACAUUUCCUCUAAAUUUGGACAUAGCGUCUGCGAUAGAUAGAUAGAUUUAAAGCCAUAGCAAGUGUCAGUCUUUUAUUUUAUUCUCUCUCUUACUGCCUCUUACUGCUUUAAGACCAUAUCCUUUUUAUGAACCUUUUAAGAGCAGUUUGGAUAUUUAAGUGCAAUAAAUGCUCCUCUGUUUCUAAUCACAAUGGCAAAAUGAAGUAGUGAAUUUUGGCUUUUUACACUUACCUGAUCUGUUUAUUUAGCCCAGUUAACAUAACUAUGGCUGUACAAAUGCUAAAAUUUCCUACGGAUGGGAAAAGAAUGGAAGAUCAUUUUAAUACACUGAUUUAUCACCGUAUGUCUUAUGACUUAUGUCAAUUCAAAACUUUAAAAAAUAAUAAACUGACUUUUUGAUCUGCUGUAUAUUAUA
This is a messenger RNA of Oreochromis aureus, 3824 nucleotides long. It is a transcript of the gene mov10a, whose product is annotated as Mov10 RISC complex RNA helicase a. Bases 395 to 3409 code for a protein of 1004 amino acids. The record is from RefSeq and is a predicted model, not a curated record. Gene Ontology annotation, molecular function: RNA binding; 5'-3' RNA helicase activity. Lineage: Eukaryota; Metazoa; Chordata; Actinopteri; Cichliformes; Cichlidae. The transcript has 22 exons.